Molecule: messenger RNA, 4712 nt
Organism: Callithrix jacchus (white-tufted-ear marmoset)
Lineage: Eukaryota; Metazoa; Chordata; Mammalia; Primates; Cebidae
Gene: SLFNL1
Product: schlafen like 1
Source: RefSeq, a predicted model, not a curated record
ACCCAGACCCUGGGAGGAGCAGCCAGCAGUGAGGAAUCCUGGAAUCCCUUCCCAGGGAGAGCCUUCCCAUGACCUCCAGGAAGCGAUCAGUGCAAACACAGGUGUCAGCGUCCCUGCUGGAGUACUGGGAUGAGGAGUCCCUGCCGGAGCUCCCUGUGGAGCCAUCCCUGACGGAAUACUCCGACCUCGAAGAGGCUCCCUCGGCACACACUCUCUGUGUGGGCCAUCUAAACCCCCAGUUCUCAGUGCCAGUGCUCGCCUGCCUGCUGCGAGAUGCCCUGGAGCGGCUGGAGCUGCCAGUGGCACGGGAGCACAUCGAGGUGGUAAGGCGGCCACGGAAGGCCUAUGCACUGGUGCAGGUGACUGUCCGCAGGGACACCCUGGCCUCCCUCCCCUGGCGCCUGCGGACAGCCAUGGAGGAGCACCUAAUCCUCAAGGAGCUGGCAGCCCGUGGAAAGGAGCUGCUAUUGAGUGAGGCUCAGGGGCCCUUCAGCCACAGAGACGGGGAGGAAGACAGUGGCCUGAACCCUGGCCCUAGCCCUAACCCAGGCUCUGGUGUUCCGCUGCCCACCUGGCCUACACACAAGCUGCCUGAUAGGCCCCAGGCCUGGCAGCAUCAGAGCUGCCACACCCGGCCCAGUGGCGUGUGCUCCGACAGUGCCAUAGUGCACCAGGAGAUCGUGGGCAAGGAGCAGCUCUUCCAAGGUGCUUUCCUGGGCAGCGAGACCCGCAACAUGGAGUUCAAGCGGGGCAGCGGCGAGUACCUAAGCCUGGCCUUCAAGCACCACGUGCGGCGCUAUGUGUGCGCCUUCCUCAACAGCGAGGGCGGCAGCCUGCUUGUGGGAGUAGAGGACAGCGGCCUGGUGCAGGGCAUCCGCUGUGGCCACCGCGAUGAGGACCGCAUGCGGCUGCUGGUGGACUCCAUCCUGCAGGGCUUCAAGCCCCAGGUCUUUCCUGACGCCUACACCCUCACCUUCAUCCCUGUGAUCAGUACCUCGGAGACCAGCGUCCCCCUCAAGGUGAUCCGCCUGACUGUGCAAACCCCCAAGGCCCAGGGCGAGCCGCAGCUCUACCAGACAGACCAGGGGGAGGUGUUUCUGCGGCGUGACGGGAGCAUCCAGGGCCCACUGUCCGUCAACGCCAUCCAGGAGUGGUGCAGGCAGUUUGGCCCCAGAUGGAAGAUGGACAGGCUUGAGACCAUGCGGGCUUGGCCACGUGCCUCUCCCAUGUCCCCUCAGAGGUGGCUGGUGGAGCUGGGCAAGCUGGAGGAGAAGGUGAAGGCGCUGAUGAUGGAGAAAGAGCAGCUCCAGGAGCAGCUGCAGCAGCGCGGGCCAGUGUCUUGCACCUGCUGUGUCUUGUGAGGGCCUGGGAAGCAGCAGGACCACCCGAUGCUCUCCACCCAAGAUGCAGGGGUUUCCCAUUUGAGCCUAAGGCCGACCAAUAAAGCCCAUGCGGGCCACUGAGACGUGGAAAGGGGCUUCUUCAACAUGGCACAUGAGCAGGCGCCCGUGUGGCUUCAACCCUGACAGACCCCAGUGUGUGUAGCUAAGAAAUUGCUCUCAGCCCUGUCCCCAAGAAACCUUACUUUCAGAAAGAAGGUGUUCCCCUAAGGCUGAGCUAUAAGAGUUCCAGAGCUCCCCCUAGGACUGAGCUAUAAGAGAUUGUCCCAAAACAAACAAACAAACAAACAAACAAAAAAAACCCACUGCUUCACUUGACUAGCCUUAAAAAAAAAAAAAAAAAAAAAAAGAUUGUCCCUCUCCCUAAAACACUCAUUUGGCCCAGGUUGAGGUCUGUGACUCCAGUUGGCUAGACAGUGCCAGAGAGGAAUUGGUUGUCUCAGGAAAGCCCCUCACAAAUGGCAAGGCAUAUUUGAUGACUGUGGUUACAGGGCAAGAGGCCACCAUGCAGCCCCCACCCCUGACUUGCUGGAACUUGUGACUGUCAAAGCUCCAUAAUAAAUUACAUGCACCUGGGACAAGAAUGGUUCUUUCUAGGACACUUGGUCAGCCAGUCAGACGCUGCAGGGUCAUGAGUUCCAUGCCCAGCCCACCUCUGUCCAGGAGGCAGAGGACAGACAUGCGAGGGCAGGAAGCCCAGCCCCUCAGGUUCCAGGCCAGCUCUGUCUUGAAGACCAGGUGCCGUAGGGCAAAGUGCUGUGCCUCUGUGCUUCAGUUCUUCAUCUAUAAGACAGUGACAAUGGCUAGGGGCAGGGGCAUUUUGUCACCAUCAGGCCAAUGCCCUGUGUCUAUGCCAGCUGUGGCACAGGGCAACACCUCACACUAACACCUCACAUUUAGCAUGGUAACUGGACCAUGGAAGGUGCUCAGAAAAUGCCACUCCUCUACCUUCUUAACACAUUUGCGAAGUUUCAGUUCCUCUCCAAGAUCCCUCUGGCCCAGUAAGGCCAUUAGCUUUAAAAAAAAAAAAAAAAAAAAAAAAAGCAGACCCCUCGGGCCACUGGAGGCUUGCUGCCUCUGGCUGUUUCUCCUGCUGUCUCCACCAGCCAAAUCAGACUGUAAAGCCAGAGUCUCAUCACAUUCAUACCAUGUCUGCGCCCACAGCCCUCCAAAUUCUCCACUUCAAGAGCAAAGCCCAAAUGAUGGCCUACAUGGUUCUCCAUGACCUAGCCCACCUGACCUCAAUGUCUUCCGCCCCUGCACAAGCCACUUCAGCCACGCCUACCACGUGCACUGCUGCCUCGAGGCCUCUGCACUAGAAAGCUGCCUGUUUCCUUUCCUCUCCACCUUCAAGUCCAUGCUCAGUUUUCCCACCCACCCUAUUUUAAAGCUACCACCCUCCCAGCACUGCCACUCCCCUGCUUGCUUCCAUCCUUCUUCUCCAUAUAUGAACUGCCACACUCUAGCUUAUAUUUGGUGUUUCCCCCACUGAAUAGCUGCUCUGGGGGAUAGGGAAUUUUGGGCAUGGCUGGCAUGUAGUAGUCACCCAACAAAUACCUGCUGAUGAGACAAUUAAGAAUACUCCUAAAUUUGGAGUCUCAGCCACCAGAAAAUCGCCAGACCUUGUUGAACAGGGCAUUUCACAGGACUGGUGUCCCAUGGAACAUACUUCAGUUGAUCCCCUAAAACUGAGGCCCUGGCCACAUCCACAGAACAGACACAGACGAGAACUUUGGAACCCCAGCCCCUCCAUUCAGCAGCCAGGUGACAUCUCCUGGACCAUCACAACUGCUCUGAGACCUGCUUUUACCACUUAGCAAACAGCAUGCAACCUCUGCCUCAGCUGCCAUCAAUGCUGGUUAUGGGGACCAAUGGGAUGAUGGGUGCCUGCAUCGUGGCAGGUUACCAAACUUCUGCUCACCCACUGAGCUACCCCGAGGUCACCAAGGCUGCUCAAAAACUUCACAAAUGUGUCAAGAAGGUAGAGGAGUGGCAUUUUCUGAGCACCUUCCAUGGUCUAGGUACGAUGCUAAAUGCUAGUCAAGGCAUCACAAUCCUCAGAAAUGUUUUCUGGGGAAAAACAGCAGAUUUCUAUGAAGGAAGGGUGAAGUCAGGCUUCAGCCCCGCCACUCCAUACUGCUAAGAACCUGCCCAGAUCCCCCGGAAUUAGGGAAGUAUACGGGAAGGCCACAGGAGGAAUGUGGCCAGCUUUCUACCCCACCCCCGGGCCCUGGUCAGUAAACACUGGGCACAGGGUGCCCUCCUGUAAAUCCAGCUUCAGCCCUGGAGACCAUUUGCGAUCUUUUUUCAGAAACCUUACAUAUGUGGCCAGCACAUGACAGCUGAUCAGCCAAAGUGAUCUUAAAGGUAAGAGCAGGAACAUGACUACUGGGAGGCUUUUUCACGCCACCCACACAUCCAACCAUUGUGGGGAGCCAUGAUGUCACCAAUGGGCAUGUCAGACCCUCGGUCUGGGGAAUGUUUAAAAACAAAAACAAAAAAAAACACUACUGACUGGGUGCAAUGGUUCAUGCCUGUAAUCCCCACACUUUGGGAGGCCAAGGUGGGAGGAUCGCUUGAGGCCAGGAGUUCAAUUCCAGCCUGGUCAACAUGGCAAGAUCCUGUCUGCAUAAAAAAAAUUAAUUAGGUGGGCAUGGUGGGGUGCACCUGUAGUCCCAGCUACUUGGGAGGCUGAGGCAGGAGGAUCUUGUGAGCCCAGGGGUUGAGACUGCACUGAGCUGUGUUUGUGCUACUGCUCACAAACUACUGGGCGACAGUGUGGGAUCCUGACUCAAAAAACAAAAACCAAUUAAAUGAAAUUUAAAAUGAAGGCUAUCUGCUAGAACCAUCAGGUGGGAGAAGGGGUUAGAAUUAUGCUCCAUCAGCCACAUUCAAAGCACCAUAACAAGCAGUUCUGCUGCUGAAGAGUCUGGCCCACUGCUCCCUGUCUGUGUAUAUGGGGUACACACAUCCAGUGCCUGGCAGAGGAAAGGACCGCCUUCCUAAACCAUGCUUCUCCUUCCCCUUUUUCAGUCAUGCAGUAGCAUACUAAGUACCUGCACCCUUUAAUCUCGCUCUACAUGCUGAGAACCUCUAUGUGAAGCUUCAUGAAAAAUUCUGGUUCCUCUGAAAAAGAAAGCCUCAUUUCUUAGUCUUUCUUAGUUUUUAAACAAGCUCUCAGGUCGUCUGCUGACUUAAGGCUGCAGAUACUGACAAGUCAGGUGACUGCACACAGGCACACCCAGCACCGUGCUCAAGACGCUUCCCAACUGGCCAAUGUCAUAAAGAGAAUGAGAAGCAAAGCGUGUCUCU